AUGGAUCCAAAUCUAUCUUUGGCGAAUAAGCUUGCUUUAUGGCUUGAUUUAAUGUUGGUUCAGAGCAUUCCAAUUGACAGUAGACGAGCUAUUCCGUGGUUAUUAUGGGCAGUGUGGAAGAAUAUGAAUGCAGUUAUCUUCGCUAGCACUCAGGAGUCUUUGGGUAUGCAGUCUCAGGUGAAAUGCAAUAUUCACGCGAACUGGCGCAAUGAUAAGCUACAUUGUGGAGGUUCUUGGAUUACAAGAGAUCAUCAAGGAAGGGUGGGGCAUCAUGCACGCGAAGCUUUCACUUCUUCUCCGGACAAACUUACCGCCGAACUGAGAGUCUUAAUAUGGAUCCUACAGAGCAUGCAGGAUUUACAGGUUCAGGAAGUUGUAAUAGGAUCAGAUCACUGUGAUUUAGUUGAAGCCAUCAAACGACCUAAUGACUGGCCUAGAUAUCGUUGGCUGCUUCAUCAAGUGACGGCACUAACUAGGGAGUUUCCUUUGGUCUGCUUUGAGAUUGAGUCAUCGGCUUCAAAUCAUGUGGCGAGAGAGAUAGCUAAAAGUGUUAUGCGCAAUAGCAUGUUCCAAUCCUAUCUCGCACUUAGUGGUCCAUCGUGGUUGCAUGAUCGUAUUCGUCAAGAAAGUGCAUUUUAA
This is a messenger RNA of Brassica oleracea var. oleracea, 639 nucleotides long. RefSeq lists its product as uncharacterized. The record is from RefSeq and is a predicted model, not a curated record. Gene Ontology annotation, molecular function: nucleic acid binding; RNA-DNA hybrid ribonuclease activity. The transcript has 2 exons. Lineage: Eukaryota; Viridiplantae; Streptophyta; Magnoliopsida; Brassicales; Brassicaceae. Bases 1 to 639 code for a protein of 212 amino acids.